Xyrauchen texanus (razorback sucker) is the source of this 1604-nucleotide messenger RNA. RefSeq names its product diphthamide biosynthesis 7 (gene dph7). The record is from RefSeq and is a predicted model, not a curated record. The transcript has 9 exons. Gene Ontology annotation, molecular function: protein binding. Lineage: Eukaryota; Metazoa; Chordata; Actinopteri; Cypriniformes; Catostomidae. The coding region runs from base 244 to 1596 and encodes 450 amino acids.
AUAGCUCCAUCUGUUUACCUCGUAAAAUUACACUAAACUGUGUUUGAGCCGCAAACUUUGUCCAUCUUUAUUCAAAAUUAUUAGAUUAUAUCAAAUGAUCUGCUCUAUUUAUAUUUAUAUUAAGAAUUUUUAAGGAGAACUGACAUAUUUUUUACUGACUACACGUGUACAGUGAUAUCAGUCAUUUCAUGGUCAGACAGUCCGAUUGUUUCUGCAAUUUCAUAUUAUGCUGAGCCGCUCAAAAUGGGGUGGCACUCUCGAACUCGAACCCUGCAAGUUUUUGACACCGAGUUAAGCGCGGAUACCGUGGAGUGGUGCCCCAUACAACAGUAUUGUCAUGUUCUGGCAUGUGGAACUUACCAACUUCAAAAAAGCGAUGAUAAGACAGCAGAAGACUCUACUGCCCCGAGCAGAAUAGGCAGACUGUAUCUGUUCCACUAUAAUUCGCAACAAUCAAUCAGUCCUCCACUCACUGAGACUCAACGAAUAGACACUCCUGCUAUACUCGAUCUAAAGUGGUGUCACAUACCGAUAUCAGGGCGUCCACUCUUGGGUAUGGCCACUGCAGAUGGAGAAAUCCAGCUGUACAAACUUACUGAAGCUCAGCAGCAGGGCACCUGUGGAUUGGAAAGUGAGUUGAGCACAGAGUUGGGUCCUGACAGGCUGGCAUUGUCUUUAGACUGGUCUACAGGGAGAGGCGAGAGCACUGAUGUGCGUGUGGUGUCCAGUGACUCGACUGGUUCUCUCACAGUUCUGUCUCUUGGGGAAACUAGUUUAACUACUGUGUGCCAGUGGAAAGCUCACGAAUUCGAGGCCUGGAUCUCAGCAUUUAGUUACUGGGAUACUCAGGUUAUUUAUUCAGGUGGUGAUGAUUGCAAACUAAAGGGCUGGGAUUUAAGAAUGGGUCCCUCUCUUCCUACCAUCACCAGCAAGAGACACACUAUGGGAGUAUGCAGCAUACACAGUAGCCCCCACCGGGAGCACAUUCUAGCCACUGGAAGUUAUGAUGAGAAUGUAUUGAUCUGGGAUGGAAGGAACAUGAAGCAGCCCUUGAGUGAGACUGCAGUCGGUGGGGGCGUGUGGAGACUAAAGUGGCACCCCAGUCAAGAACAUCUGCUGCUAGCAGCAUGUAUGCACAAUGAUUUCCAUAUUCUUCACUGCCAGCAAGCUAUUGAUGGACAAGAUGCACCAUGCCCUGUCUUGGCCUCAUAUAUUCUACACAACUCUUUGGCAUAUGGAGCAGACUGGUCCAGAGUCCCCCUCAACAACUCCACUCCCCACUCUCCUCAGCAGCCACAUCAAACCAGCUUUGGGCUUACAGAGUCUGGAGGUCACCUCAGGAUCCAGUACGAGUCCCCAACUGCUAGCUUUGACACCUCUCUGGAGGACGACUUGGGCCGGUACAUUCCUGACCACUUUGCUUCACCAGAGAAAUGUUUUGUUCCAGAACCCCUUCCCAGCCCUGCUAAAGACUCCCAGUCUCUGUCCUGCCUGCUGGCUACCUGCUCCUUUUAUGACCACAUGCUGCAUGUGUGGAGAUGGGACUGGAGCCCAGAGGAAAAACCGACAGAGCCAGAGUCUGCGUCCUCUUCUUGAACACCCUU